AUGGACUGGACUACUGUGGUAGAGUGCCUUAAGAUCAUUGCUGAUCCCUCAACGGAUGGGAAAACUUUUAAGCUGAUCAACCCAUACACACAUGAACCAGUUGCAGACGGUUGGAGAGACCUCAGCCCCGAUGAUAGGGGUGCCUAUUUGCGCAAGCUGUCACAUUUAAUUAAAGAGAAUAUGCCUGAAUUGGCUCGCUUGGAGUCCAUCUCGAUGGGCAAGCCUGUAUCACUUUACAUAGAAGGCAAACAUGCGCAGGGAACUAGCAGCGUGAAUACCCCUGACCUCCUCAGUAUUUCGCUUAGGCGGCCCUACGGCGUCUCGGCUUUCGCUGCCAAAUCGAUUGCAGAAGCCGGCUUCCCACCUGGCGUCGUCAACAUCAUCUCCGGCUUCAGAAGCUCAGCCGGCAGUGCCAUAUCAUCCCAUAUGGAUAUGCGUUGCCUGAGCUUCACUGGCUCCACAUCCGCCGGCCAAAACUUCAGCAUCCACUUCACGAGCGGACAAACCUGCAUCGCGAACUACCGCAUUUAUGUGCAGGAGUCCGUUGCAGAUAAAUUCAUAGCGGUUUUCAAGGAGAAGUUUGGCGCCGCGAGACGUAUGGGCAACCCUUUCGAGCCGACGACGAACCAUGGACCGCAGGCAGACAACAUUCAGUAUGAGCGGGUCACGUCAUACCUAGAGACUGGGGAAAAGGACGGAAAGCUCACGAUGGGCGGGGAUGGCGGAAAGGGCUUCAUCAAACCGACCGUCUUUGAGAACGUCCCCGAUGACUCCCGGCUUAUGAAAGAGGAGGUCUUCGGACCUGUUGUGGCGAUCAAUACGUUCAAGAUAGAGGAGGCAAUUGAACGGGUCAAUACCUCCGAGUUUGGUCUUUAUGCCUCUGUUUUCACGAAGGAUAUGGAUCGUGCAGUGCGACUGUCUAAGCUUCUCGAGGCAGGUACGGUUGGUGUCAACAGCACGAGUCCCACUAUGGUGAAGGUUAUGCCAAUAGGCGGAUACAAGCAGAGCGGUUUGGGUCGGGAGGGUUUGCUGAGCGGCUUGGACAGCUACCUGGAGACAAAGACCGUUUUGAUCAGUUCAAGUUCUUGA
Messenger RNA from Aspergillus pseudotamarii, 1089 nucleotides. Its product is annotated as Aldehyde/histidinol dehydrogenase. Bases 1 to 1089 code for a protein of 362 amino acids. The record is from RefSeq and is a predicted model, not a curated record. The transcript has 6 exons. Gene Ontology annotation, molecular function: aldehyde dehydrogenase (NAD+) activity. Lineage: Eukaryota; Fungi; Ascomycota; Eurotiomycetes; Eurotiales; Aspergillaceae.